UAGUUAUUCAAUAGUGACCUAAGAUGGAGUUGAAGAAGUUGUUGGUGGUGACUUGGGUGACAGUUUGGGCGUGUUUGUGGGGCGCGGGGCGCGGGGACGCCUCCUACAGGGACCAGGUGGCUCCCCAGGUCACCCACGACAGCGGGGACGCCUCCUACAUGGACCAGGUGGCUCCCCUAGCCUCCCACGGCCAAUACCUAUCUCCGCUCAGUGAUCGUGAUAGGGCUCGAAUCCUAAGAUAUCGAUGGCCGGACAAGAUCAUACCGUUGGCAUUCAGCCAUUUUUAUGCUGAAAAGUACAAGUCGCUGGUGUACCAGGCGAUGGACCUCUUCAACGACCUCACUUGUGUCCGCGUCAUCAAUGCCACCAACAUGGAGACGUACCAUAUUCGGGUCAUGUUCAGCGAUGAUUGUGGUGCCGUCCAGGGCUACUUUGGCCCGAAGGACGGGUUCCAGGAGGUGCAUCUGGGCGCUGGAUGCUUCGUUGCUUUGGGCUACCCCGUUCACGAACUCAUGCACGCCAUGGGCUUCCGCCACCAGCAUGUGAGAUUUGACCGCGACGAUAAUAUCCUCGUUCUAAGGGAAAAUAUUUUUGCAAAUGAUUAUAAAGAUAACUUCGCUAUAAAUAAGCGAAAGGGCGAUUACCUGUGGACGAUGGGUUUGCCCUACGACUUCAAUAGCGUCAUGCAGUACCCGGAGGACGCCUUCGGCUAUGAUAGGGCACACCUGCCCACCAUGAAGCCCAAGGUGCCCUUCAAUGGGUGGUUAGGACAGGUUGAGGGUCCAUCCCGCUCAGACAUAGCGAUGAUAAACCGUUACUACGAGUGCUGGGAUCACUACCUGGGAGACGACAUCCUCGACGCCGUCCCGUACGAAGAGUUCCACACCGUACUAACAGGCACCUACAAAGGCAAGGUAGACGAACCGAAACCUUUCUCAAAUAAUUUCAAGAAUUGGCUUCUGAAGAUGAAGUCGUUAGAGAAUCGAUGAUCGUGCGAGAUGUAGCUGUCUUGUUUUUUUCUUU
Molecule: messenger RNA, 1023 nt
Organism: Procambarus clarkii (red swamp crayfish)
Lineage: Eukaryota; Metazoa; Arthropoda; Malacostraca; Decapoda; Cambaridae
Product: low choriolytic enzyme
Biological process (GO): proteolysis
Molecular function (GO): zinc ion binding; metalloendopeptidase activity
Source: RefSeq, a predicted model, not a curated record